Messenger RNA from Pseudonaja textilis, 2566 nucleotides. RefSeq names its product coiled-coil domain containing 146 (gene CCDC146). The record is from RefSeq and is a predicted model, not a curated record. Lineage: Eukaryota; Metazoa; Chordata; Lepidosauria; Squamata; Elapidae. Gene Ontology annotation, cellular component: cytoskeleton.
CGCAGAGUCCCCAAAGCUUCUGUAAGAUGCAGAGAAGAAAAUUAAAGCCCUGAGGGACAGUUGCGAAGACCUGCGUAAAGAAACAACGCAGAGAAGGCUGGAAAUUAAAACCAUGAAAGACGAUCUGUUUGCAAGGCAUAAACGUCUCACUAAGGAGCACAAAGAAGUGGACGAACUAUUUCGAAAACAAGAAGAAUUAAAGGAUGAACUUGUCCGUCUCCAAGCCAUUCCUAUUCAGCUCGGAAAGGAUAUGGAAAAAAUAAGCCGCAGAAUGCAAGACAUAGAGAAGAGAAAAAUCUUGCUUCAGGAAGAAGCGCAAGAACUUGUGGAGAUGUCCAAAAAAAUGGAGACCAAGUGCGUGGAGGCCAUGGAGGAGAAAGAAGAUGCGAUCAAGGAGGUCGACGGGAAGAAAGCACUGCUCGAGAUCAAAGAGCGAGAAUUCAACACUCAGAGCAAGGUGCACGAGAUGAAUAAAGAGAACGAAGGCACCGCCAUUUCAGAGAGGGGUGUAUUAGAAAUGGGUUUUCGCAAUGUGACCAAUUUGAAACAGAAACUGCACGAUACUCUGAGUCGGAUGCAAAGGGAGAAGGAGAAGGAUUUCCGAACAUUUAAAAAGAUGGAAAUGCAGCUGAAAAUCGCUCAGGAAGGCCUGAUCCAAGUUCAGUCGCAUCACGAAAGAAUGCUUUUAGAGUUAGAUGCUGCUGUCCCUAAAGACGAUGGGACAAUAUUAGAGAGGCGAAGGGAGCUUCAGAGAGAAGUGGAAAUAGCAAAGCGAAAUCUGACACAAGAGAAAACAUCCACUGAUGCUGAGGUGCGGACUCUCGAGCAGUGCAUUGCUGAGGAAGACCAACUUAUUCAUGCUCAGGAGCAUUACAGGGAAGAGUUCAAUAACUUGAUCCGCAUGACCCAGCUCAAGGCGGAUGAGCGGGAACAAAAAUCGAAGGAUUUCUUGAAAGCUCAGCAGCGCCUGAAUAACAUCAUUGCAGAAAUAAAAACGAAAGACUUCGAAAUUAGGGAGCAUACAAAGAAACGGAGAGAGAUUCAUAGACAGAUGAAAGAAUUUGCCAAACUGUACGACGUUGUGCGGCACGAGAGAAACAAGUUGGUGAGCAUUGUACACUGCGCUCGCCAGAAAACAAAUGAAAUUAAAGACAAAGUCAAAAUGCUGGAUAACGAGAUGGAGAUCUUAAGGACCAACGCCGUAAUUAAGGAAAGAAAACUGCAGAAAUACCAGAUGAAGUAUUCCAACAACGUUGCGAUCAAGGACAGCAUCCAGAGCGAUGUUUGCAAGGUUUAUCAGACCGUCCAGGACAUGAAGGAGAAACGGGAGCAGCAGCUGAUGGACGUCGAACGGCUGACCAACACGCUCACCCGGAUCGAGGAGGAAAUGGUCCAGUUGCGCAAGACGUACGAAAAGGCUGUCCAGAGACGAAAUGAAAGUGGCGUUCAGCUCAUCGAACGUGAAGAAGAAGUGUGCAUUUUCUAUGAAAAAAUAAACAUUCAGGAAAUGAUGAGCCGAAAUGGCGACAUUGAGAUUAAUGUGAUGGAUGAGAAAAUACGCUAUCUGAAACUGAAGAUGAUCGAGAAAAAGAGGCAGAUUGAAUUACACGUCAAAAUGUUGCCCACCAAGAGGACUCUUGAUGCUGAUUUAGUGGUGCUUCAAAUUCAGUUUUCACAAUGCAAGGACAAAAUUAAAAGCCUGGAGAAGCAGUUUACUGACCCAGACCGAGAGAACAGAGUAAGAGCCUUGCCUGGAAAGGACCCCUCCAUUCAAGAGCUCUUCAAGAAGAUAGAGGAGUUGGAAAUUAAUCUGACUCGGAAAGAGGAGAAACUGCUGGAAAAGGAGUUUAUUUAUGAGCAAGUUUCCCGAAUGAUGGAGAAAAUCAGCGUCAAAGCAGAAAAUGGCAAGGAGGAAACCUUAAUCCUGGCUAAAAAGAUGAACAUGCUGCAAGAGAAAAUAAAGAGCACCACUCAGAAGAUCAUGGCUCUCAUUGCGGAGCUGUCCAUGCAGCAGGCCUUCGCCAUUAAGCUGCAGCAAGAGAUGCGGGACAAAGAGCAGACCAUCCUGUGCAUCGUCUCCCGACUGGAGAAAGGGCUUCCUCCUCCGAGAGAAAUCGAGCAGGACUGGCUCAGGGUGCUGCGGGAUGAAAAAAUGCACGCGAUCGCAAGCGAAGCCAAAGCGAAACAGGCCCUGGAAGAAGAACAGGCUGCCCUGCCAACUGCCGUCCACACUACGGCGGAGCAGCGUCCCAACGCCUACAUCCCCGAUGACGAAAACGUUCUCCCGCUACCGAGGCCUUACGGCUCGCUGGUGCCGUUCAAACCGAGUGAGCCCAGCGCCAACAUGAGGCACAUCAGGAAGCCAAUUGUGAAACCGAUAGAAAUCUGAGCGGCUUCAAGUUCUGGUGAAGGAGAACAACUUCUCGCUCCGAGAAACAGUCUAUUUUGCAUUCUAUUAAAAGAUGUUCCCGGGAUGAUAAGGGGCAGGCAUGAAAAUGUAUGGCUUAGUAGCUCAAGGAAUGUUUUUGCCUUCUUGAAAGUUCUGGAAAUAUGUAAUGAAAUAAAC